GGGCCUUCCUGCCAAUGCAAUCUUGACCAACCACUGUCAAUCAUUCAUAAAGUGUCAACAAAAGAUCUUACGAAACAAACAAAAAAGAAGUUGAAUCAUCUCUUCAACAAGAACAUGGAGUUCCAACAUAUGCUCAGUUCAACAAUCAGGAAGGAGCGGGCAUAUUACGCAUGCGCAGUCGCCGCUUUCCAAUUGUUCGGAUGAGCUCAAAUCCUUCAGCACAAACGAAGGCCCGCGACCCGAAAACCGGCAAAGUCACGACUCACGAGCGUCCGGGCUCGACGGUGAUGAACGAGAGCAGCCACAAUGGAGGAGGAGAGUCAAAUCAACUUCAAAGCUCUGAGGGCCAAGUUUCAGGAGGAAGCUCUUUUGGCUCAGUCCAAAACCAAUCGACCGGCUGUAGCGGAAAAACCCAGAAACCUUCUCCCUGCUGGAGGACAUUGUAGUUCGGUGGUCGGCAGUAUCAAUAUUGCCACAGAAAACAAGACGACUGUGGUUCCCAGAGUUAUCUUCAGAGACGAACUGCGAGCUUCUGGGGGAAAGCGGCCAAUUUCGAUUCCACCACAGCCGCCGCAGAUCUCCCCAUCUGCUAGGCCCGCGAGUGCGGACGGCACAAAAAAGCAGUCCUUCAUAGAGCGACGCAUGCCUCGGGUGCUUCCUGUCCUGUGUUCCAAAGAGCACAAGACGGACCCGCAAACCGCCAAAGAGUCUCGACAAGAACAAGAGACGGUGAAAGAAAUCAUCCCGCAAAUAAAACCCAAAAAGAAUCAUUUGCUGCUUGCUUUUAAGUCCUCCAAAUUGUCAAAGUUUAGCAUAGAAAGCGAAGAGGAACCCACGUAUGCCGAAUUGACCAGCAGACCUUCGAGUGCUCCUGGCGAGCUGCCCUCUGCGCCAAAGCACGCGUCAGAAGACUGCGUUUGGCUCCAGGGAGACCAAUUAAGCGCAGAUUGGCGCCUCUCCAGUCCAGACGUCUCAGUCACUCCUCUGUCAGCAGAGGCCAGCGUUGACUCUGACAAUCACGUCAUGAGCACCUUGGAGAGGGCCAAGAAGAAGUUCUCCUGCAGGCACGUAUCCGUUUCCAGCAAACCAAAGAGUCUGCGUUCCCCUGACUUUGCAUCGCGCGAGAGGGCGUUCCCUUCGCCCCCCGACCACACGGAAAAGGUGGAGCCUGUCCUACCUCCGCUCCCUCCGCCACCCGUCGCUCUCCCACACCUGUCUUGCAUCUCUGCCCGACCUUUCUCCAAAGUCACCAACUCCGCUCGAAAGCCUCCAUUUCUGAAGCAGUGUCGCCCGGAUAAAGCUGAAGCUCCUCCUGUCGCUGCAGAACUUCCAUCCCACUCGGCUCCUCAAAAGAAUCCUCUGCCUGACUUGAGGUCACUCGGGGAAAAGCCAUUAAAGCCUCCCAGACCUCCAUUAGUCGCUCUCAGACAUUACAACCAACCUUCACUUCGUGAGGUGUUAAAAGAUCUCAGCAAAGAGCCAGCCAAAGGUCCGGAGUCUGAAAAGCUGAUCUCCACUGCUGUCCUGGAUGCUCCUGUCUUUCCAGACUUUGAGAAUCCAGAGAUGGAACCCACAGAGAGUGAAGCUGUAGAUCUUGCUGCUUUAGACCUAGAGGUUCUAGAUUUGGGAGCUCUUCGCUCUCCACCUCCCGCGCCAACUGACUGCGGACUUCCCGAAUCCAAGGCUUCGCAAUCUGACACGUGUGCUUCCGCGGGAGCCAAUGAAAGCGCUGUUGUCCAGCAGCUGAGACCCGGCAGUCAGAACGGAAUAGCUCCUCAUUCAGCCGUCUUCGCUGAACCGUCAAAUGUGGCAGAGUGCGUCACAACGGACCGAAGGAGCCCGAGCGAGGACGUGAUCGCGCCGCCGCCUCCUCCGACCGCCUGCGCCGAUGAGGCGGAACUGUCAGCUGCUGAGCCUGUCCGACAUGAGCCUGAGCUCAGUCUUCAAGCCGUGCCAACUCAUGAUGGGAUUUGCACGCAUACAAGUGAACAAGACUAUGAGUGUGAAAAUGUAUAUGAAGAUGUGGAAAACAUCAACAAAUUCUUCUUGUGCCAGAACUCUCGCAAGCAAAAAGGCAACCUGAAGAAUCCAUAUGCUGACAGCAACCUUCCUGUGAAAGAGGAGGUGUCGCUUAACAUUUGGCCACGGAAUCCAUGGGGCAGCAUCUCAGGAGAACAUUCAUCCCAUAAUCAUGUCUACAGCAAGGAACGCCAAAGCCCCAACACCGCUGAGUGUAAGGAACUGAAGAAGAGAGAGAAGCAGCGACUGGAGAAGGAGAAAAAGGAGCAAAAAGAGAGGGAGAAGAAAGACAAUGAAAUGAAAAAGAAGUUUAAAGUGACGGGGGAUGAAGAGCCGAUGUACCACGCUAAGGUGAUGGUGGCGAGUAAACUCCGCAAGAAUGACCUUCCUGUUAAAAGCGGGGACACGGUCAGCAUAAUUCGGACUACCAACUGCCCCAAAGGCAAAUGGCUGGCACGGGACACGAGCCAAAAAUAUGGCUACAUCUCAGUGAUGAAUGUGGAGCUUAAUAUCAAGGAGAUGCUGGAACUGGGCAAAAAGGCCCAAGCGGCCGGACGCGGUAGCAACGUGGAUGGAGACACGAUCAGCAUUGGCAGCAGAUCCUCAAGCCAUCUUGUAGUUACAAGCAGUUUCACUGACGACAGCGAGGAGUGGGCCUGCGAAGACGAGACGCUCUCAGCCUGCUACGUUAGCCACGUUCCCCAUCAAGCAACCGCAGUGCCUGAAACACCAGGUGACCUUGCUGGCACCCAGCUCACGUUGAGCGAUGGCAACCUUGAGGAUCCGCACACUCAGACAAGACACGAAGCCCUGCAGAAGCUUGCCAUCUUCUUCGAACACGCCAAAGGCGAAUUUGGUGACGUUCCUGAUAGCGGCGCUCCUACUCCUACUAAUGCUGAGCCGCCAAGCUUCUUGCGCGCCGUUGAGGAGCUUCCUUAUCCUGAACAGGAAGUGGACUUCUCCGAGCUGGGACUCAUUCCUCCGCCGCCUCUAUAUGCCGACACCGUCUGAGUUUUGGCUCACAACAUCCAGUAUAAUUUGAAAGUGUACACUUGAUUAUCUGUUGGGGGGAAAAAAAAGCCAUCCCUGGCCAAUUAAACAUAAGCAUCCUGAAUGACGCUUAGAUUUUCCUGGGACUUGUGAAGUUCUACGUGUGGCCUUUUUCACUUUGUUUGAUGAUACCACAUCUGGAUCACAUUGUUUCUUUUGUUAUUGAACACCAUUUUGUUGUUGCACAAUACAAAGCUCACGACUCUUCACAUGUGGAAGAUAAAGCAUGUCUUUUUUUUUUUUUUUUUUUUUAUUUUUUUUUUACAAAUGUUUUUUUGUUUCUGGGUUAAAUGUAAUAAACUGUUUCUGGAGA
Phyllopteryx taeniolatus (common seadragon) is the source of this 3382-nucleotide messenger RNA. RefSeq lists its product as uncharacterized. Gene Ontology annotation, molecular function: protein binding. The transcript is spliced from 20 exons. The record is from RefSeq and is a predicted model, not a curated record. Gene Ontology annotation, cellular component: plasma membrane. The coding region runs from base 307 to 3030 and encodes 907 amino acids. Gene Ontology annotation, biological process: T cell receptor signaling pathway; integrin-mediated signaling pathway; protein localization to plasma membrane. Lineage: Eukaryota; Metazoa; Chordata; Actinopteri; Syngnathiformes; Syngnathidae.